AUGUCUCAAUCAUGGAAGUCGACCCUGCGGCUCCCGCGCUCUCCUUUCCCUGCGCGACCGAACCCGAAGCUGCAACGACAGCAUCUGCUGAGCUGCACCGACGAAUUCUACAGCUGGCAGUCGUCGCGACCGACCGAAGACGAGCCUUUUAUCCUUCACGAUGGGCCCCCGUACGCCAACGGCCCGCUUCACACCGGGCACGCGGUCAAUAAGAUCCUCAAAGAUAUGAUUCUGCGCGUGCAGGUGCAGAACGGCCGGCGCGUCGCCUACCGCCCCGGCUGGGACUGCCACGGCCUGCCGAUUGAGAUGAAGGCCCUCGGGGAAGCGGGUGCCAAGGGCCUCAACCCCGUGCAGGUGCGCAGGCAGGCGCGCAAGCUCGCGACCAAGACGGUCGCAGAGCAGAUGAAAGGCUUCCGAUCGUUCGCCGUCAUGUCCGAGUGGGACGACAAGUGGACGACGAUGGACCGCGCCUUUGAGAUUCGCCAGCUGCGCGUCUUCCAGAAGAUGGUGCGCCACGGGCUGGUCUACAGGAAGCACAAGCCGGUGUACUGGUCGCCGUCGUCGGGCACUGCCCUCGCCGAGGCCGAGCUGGAAUACAAGGACGACCACUUGUCGCGGUCUGCCUACGUUAGGUUUCCCAUAACAUCCGACUAUAGUGAUAUCCAGGAGCUCCAAAAUUUCAACGACCCUCUCUUUGCGGCCAUCUGGACGACGACGCCCUGGACGCUCCCGGCAAACAGGGCAAUCGGCAUUCACAACGACCUUUCAUAUUGCGUUUUACGAGUUGAUGGAUACGGACUUUUGGUUGCCUCAAGUCGUGUUGAAGCCCUACGUGAAUUUAUCCCAGGAGCGCAAGUCGUGACUGAUGCCAUUCCCGGCUCAAAGCUCGCUGGCUUGCAGUAUCGCAACAAGCUCCGAGGCAAAUCGGCACCUGGGCAACCCGUCAUCCAUGCCGCCUUCGUGUCUGCCGACUCUGGUACCGGUCUGGUGCACCUGGCGCCUGGCCACGGACAAGACGAUUACGAAGUCUGCCUUACGCACGGGAUCGAGGCGUUUGCGCCCAUCGACAACGACGGUCGCUUCACAGCAGAGGCAUACCCCGACGACCCGGAAUUCCUCACCUCGGCUCCAUCGAUAUUGGAUGGCGGGAGCUCUUCCGUUCUAAACCUCGUAGCCGAGGACGUCAUUGCGAUUCAUGAAAUACUACACAAGUAUCCCUAUGAUUGGCGCUCCAAGAAGCCCGUCGUUAUCCGCGCCACGGCGCAAUGGUUCGCUGAUGUGGGCAGCAUCAAGGAUGACGCGCUGAGUGCCCUCAAGAAGGUCAAGUUUGUGCCUGAGAGCGGCAGAGUACGGCUUGAGAGCUUUGUCAAGGGAAGAUCCGAGUGGUGCAUCUCGCGACAACGCUCAUGGGGUGUGCCAAUCCCAGCUCUGUACAAUAGCAAGGGUGAAGCUGUAAUGACUGCUGAAACCAUUGAUCACAUCAUCAAUGUCAUGCAGGAGAGAACAUCUGACGCGUGGUUCUCGGACAGCCCAGAUGACCCAGCGUGGAUCCCGCCAACACUACAAGGCGAUUACCGCCGCGGGACAGAUACCAUGGACGUCUGGUUUGACAGCGGCACCAGUUGGACAGAGAUUGAAAAGCAAGUGGACGUCUAUCUCGAAGGCUCAGACCAGCACCGUGGCUGGUUCCAGUCCAGCCUGCUCAGCUACAUCGCAGCUCAAAAGGCCGACGGCAAGCCGCCCGGCAGCAUCGUCGCGCCUUUCCGGACCUUGAUCACGCAUGGCUUCACGCUGGACGCGCAGGGCAAGAAGAUGUCCAAGUCGCUGGGCAACACCAUCUCCCCGGAGGAGGUCAUGGACGGCAAGCUCCUGCCACCAGCGAAGCGCAAGGGCAAGGACACCGGCCAGCCCGACGCCCUCGGCCCGGACGCCCUGCGCCUGUGGGCCGGCAGCUGCGACUUCACGACGGACAUCCUCAUCGGCCCCGCCGUCCUGCAGCCCAUCCACAACGCGCUCGUGCGGUACCGCACGAUCCUCAAGAUGCUCCUUGGCUCGCUGCACGAGUCCGGCCGACACGCGCCCCUGACGCGGCUGGACCACCUCGCGCUGCUGCAGCUGUCGACGACCAUGGCGCAGGUGUGGGCGGCGUACGGCCGGCACGAGUUCCACAAGGGCGUCGGCGUCCUCAACCGCUGGGUGUCGACGGACCUGUCCGCGUUCUACCUCGAGGCGCUCAAGGACCGGCUGUACUGCGGCGACGGCGGCGGCGCCGUCGAGCCUGUGCUGGUCGGCAUGCUGCGCAUGCUGGCCCCCGUGACGCCCAUGCUGGUUGAGGAGGCCUGGGCGCACCGGCCCGCCUGGAUGGCCGCGGACACGCACCCCGCGCGGCAGCCCUACACCGCGCCGGUCGCGGUGGGCAGCUCGCUGCAGUGCGCCGUCGUCGUCGCCACCGAUGACGCGGACCUGCUGGCGUGCUUGGAGGCGUACCGCGACGAGCUGGACGCCAUCUUCGUGGUGUCGUCGGUGGCCGUCAACGGCCCGCUGCCUGCGCAGCCGGCGUGGCGCUACUCCGCGGCCAUCAGCGGCGGAGACAACAAGUUCCGGGGCGAGGUGCACGUCUUGCCGCCGGAGAAGGCCAAGUGCGCGCGGUGCUGGCGGUACCAGGCCGAGGAGGAGGACGGGCUCUGCGGGCGGUGCGACGCGGAGGUCAACCAGGCAUGA
Cordyceps fumosorosea ARSEF 2679 is the source of this 2721-nucleotide messenger RNA. RefSeq names its product Isoleucyl-tRNA synthetase, type 1. Gene Ontology annotation, biological process: isoleucyl-tRNA aminoacylation. Bases 1 to 2721 code for a protein of 906 amino acids. Gene Ontology annotation, molecular function: ATP binding; tRNA binding; isoleucine-tRNA ligase activity. Gene Ontology annotation, cellular component: cytosol. The record is from RefSeq and is a predicted model, not a curated record. The transcript is spliced from 3 exons. NCBI's taxonomy places the organism in Eukaryota, Fungi, Ascomycota, Sordariomycetes, Hypocreales, Cordycipitaceae.